Messenger RNA from Corticium candelabrum, 1329 nucleotides. RefSeq lists its product as uncharacterized. The record is from RefSeq and is a predicted model, not a curated record. The coding region runs from base 1 to 1329 and encodes 442 amino acids. NCBI's taxonomy places the organism in Eukaryota, Metazoa, Porifera, Homoscleromorpha, Homosclerophorida, Plakinidae. The transcript has a single exon. Gene Ontology annotation, molecular function: nucleic acid binding. Gene Ontology annotation, biological process: DNA integration.
AUGUUAUCACGGCUACCAUUACAAGUGGACGUGAUAGACCCAAAUGAGCAGAUAUACGGAAUCAACUACAUGGAGCAAUUGCCAAUUACCGCCAAAGAAGUUGCCAAAGAGACGGCAUUGGAUCCCGUAUUGCGGAAGGUAUUCACCUAUACCCUACGAGGGUGGCCUUACCAAAGGGAUACCGAAUUACUCCCAUAUUCGAGGAAAGCUAACGAAUUGUCAGUGGACAACGGAUGUCUACUUUGGGGACAACGCGUUGUGAUACCAGCCAGUCUGCGGUCAAGAGUGCUACAGGAGUUGCACUUAGAACACCCAGGCGUUAACAGGAUGAAGGCUCUGGCUCGGAGUUUUGUGUGGUGGGUCAAUUUGGAUAAGGACAUCGAAGAAUUAGUCAAGACCUGUGAACAGUGUCAGAAUGCAAGACACCGCCCAUCUACCACCAACCCACCACACCCAUGGCUGUAUCCGAAUCGUCCGUGGGAAAGAGUUCAUUGUGAUUUAGCAGAAUUCGGUGGGAGACAGUACUUUGUCAUGAUGGAUGCCUAUUCGAAGUGGCCAGAUAUAUACGACUUAGGAACCAGUGCUUCAACCACAAAGGUGAUCGACGCACUUAGGCGGUCUUUUUCGAGCAACGGUUUACCGGAGCGUCUAGUCUCAGACAAUGGGCCUCAAUUUAUAUCAUUGGAGUUCAGGGACUUUGUCCAGUCCAACGGCAUUCGACACCAGCUCACACCGCCGUACCAUCCAGCCUCAAAUGGGCAGGCGGAACGACUCGUUCAAGAGUUAAAGAAGAGCCUCAGAGGUAAACCGGCGGCAAGAUCUUGGAGUCACCAGUUAUCACUAUUCCUGCUACACUACCGGUCAACACCCCAUACCACGACAGGAAAAUCACCAGCAGAAUUACAGUUGAAGCGUACAUUGAGAACCAGAUUGGAUCUUCUGUUUUCCCGGGGUCAAGCUGACCUUGGACAGCAAAAUGAGCAACAAUUUCAAGAGGCAAGUAGUCAAGUGCGGGAGUUAAUACCCGGAGAGGCUGUGGGAGUUUGGAACCCAAGAAGAGAUGGAAGGGGAAACUGGUUAUAUGGAACAGUCAUGCAAAAGGUUGGUCCUACUAACUACAUGAUCGAGGUGGAAGGACACGUACGCUAUGUACACAUCGAUCAUUUACGGCAACGGGAUUCGAGAAGUAUGUCCGGAGGGUUACCCACUCCAGAACAGACGGACAUACCUAUAACACCGACCUCAUCAAAGGAAUUGAUACCACCGGUAAUAUCGGUAACACAAGAAUCAGAUGCAGUGGAAAUACCAGGAAGAGUCAAAUGCAUCUAG